AUGAAGUUCUCAACCACCACUUUGGGCUUUGUCCUCUCUUUGUCUGCCGUCAUGGCUGCUCCCCUCAAGGAGCGUGCUGUCGAGGUUGCCACUGUCACCGAGACCUACACUAAGGUUGUUCAAUCAACAGCUGUAGUUUGGGUUGCUCCACCUGCAAAGAGUGAGCACCCUGCUGCGUACUCCGCAAAGCAAUAUGGCUCCUCAACCGAAUCUACCUCCACCGAGGCCACCACCACCACCACCGAGUCUACCUCCACCGAGGCUAAUUCUACCUCCACCUCCAGCUCCACCGAGGCUACAUCUACCUCAACUACCUCAACUGCUGAAUCCACGACUUCUACUACUGUAGAGCCCACAACAUCUACAACCAGCCAGGAGCCGACCACUUCUUCCACAUCGGUCUCAAUCCCUUCAACUACCAUUGAGAUUCCAACCACAACCUCCGUCAUACCUACUUUUACCCCGUUAUUCGUUCCGACUACUACCCAGCCCGCUGCUACCUCUGCUGUCGCAAAGGCUGUAGAGUCAGCGGUCAGUAGUGGUUCUGGUUCUGGUAUGUAUGCGGGAGAAAUGACGUACUAUACGCCUGGCCUCGGCUCUUGCGGUAUAACGAGCGGUGAAAGCGAUUACAUCGUUGCUCCCUCUCACCUAUAUAUGUUGGAGAGUUAUUCUUCGGGUUUAAACCCUAACAAGAACCCUAAGUGCGGUCAGCAAGUUAUGAUGACGGGCCCAACGGGGAAACAAGUUCCUGCAACCAUUGUUGAUACUUGUCCAGGAUGUAAUGGCAUGUAUGAUCUCGAUUGCACUCUCGAACUCUUCAAGGCACUCGGUUGCACUGAGAUUGAUGGAAGGUGUAAGAUGACCUGGUCACCCAUGUAA
This is a messenger RNA of Morchella sextelata, 879 nucleotides long. RefSeq lists its product as uncharacterized. Bases 1 to 879 code for a protein of 292 amino acids. NCBI's taxonomy places the organism in Eukaryota, Fungi, Ascomycota, Pezizomycetes, Pezizales, Morchellaceae. The record is from RefSeq and is a predicted model, not a curated record. The transcript has 4 exons.